GUCCAUAAUCCAAAAUCUUUAAUACAUGAAAUGGGUUUCUCUCCCAGGACGCAGGAGCAGGCCUUCCUUUGCUUUCCAUGGCUUUUACUUCAGCUACCCCCAGAUUUCUGCGUCCCUAUCCCACUUACUCCACAGGAAUCCUUCGAAAACCAGUGAUUCCAUUUGUGAAAACCCAUAUGCAGACAUCAGUCUCAUUCAAUGGCAUUCAAUCCUCACAGAAAAUCCCCAAUGACCGACCAAUGUUAUUGCCAAUUAGGGCUAUAGGCCCCCAAUCUUGGUCGUUCUCCGUUGGUCCCGACAAUAUUCACUCUUGCCGUCAAAUUAAGGUCGUCAGCAUUUUGCAUCAGCUAUUUUCGCUCGGAAUCAUUCUGGCGAUGGAUAAAUUUUUGGAACGGGUUUUUAAAGCCGCAACUAUCAAGUUUCCAAGUGCCCUCUUCGGGAUGUUCUGUGUGUUUUCCAUUCUGAUGAUUCUUGAUUCUGUAGUCCCUUCUGCCGCAACAAGUAUGAUGAACUUCUUCGAGCCAGCAAAUAUGUUUAUUCAGAGGUGGCUUGCAAUGUUUUAUGUUCCUUUUUUUGUGGUUUUGCCUCUGGCUGUGAAAGAUAUCCCUGCGGCUUCAGGGGUCAAGAUCGGUUUCGUCAUAGUUGGAGGUUGGCUGGCUUCACUUUCUGUUGCUGGUUACACAGCAAUAACAGUAAGAAAUAUUGUAAGGACAAAAAUGAGAGCUGUCGAACCUAUGCCAAAGCCUUCCCCAUUCUCAAAAUUUGAAGUGUGGACUUGGACUGGAAUUUUCCUUGCAUCAUUUAUUUUGGCAUUGCUAUAUCCAACAGCACUUGGGACAAAUGCAAGAACAUGCCUGCCUUUCCUACUUGCAGCUACUUUGUUGGGUUUCAUGGUUGGUUCUGGGUUGCCCUCUGAUAUCAAGAAGUUGUUCCACCCAAUAAUUUGUUGUGCUCUGUCAGCAGAUUUGGCAGCAGUAGCUUUUGGGUAUUUAUCGAAGUCUGGAGUGGAUGUUGUUCUAGGAUAUUACCUCACGAAAGUUUCAUCUAAUCCUGGAGCUGGUGACAUUCUGCUGGGAUUUUUGGGAUCUGUUAUUAUUUCUUUUGCCUUUUCAAUAUUCAAACAGAGAAAGCUUGUCAAGAGGCAUGGAACAGAGAUUUUCUCAUCUGUGAUCAUCUCCACAUUAUUCUCAUUGUAUUCAACUGUACUCAUAGGGCGUCUUGUUGGCCUAGAACCUACUUUGACUGUAUCGAUAUUGCCUAGAUGUAUAACAGUUGCAUUAGCCCUCAGCAUUGUCUCCUUUUUUGAAGGUGUCAAUGCAUCUCUCACAGCUACUGCAGUUGUUUUAUCUGGUCUUGUGGGUGCAAAUUUUGUACAAAUAAUGCUUGACAAACUUCGUUUGAAUGAUCCUAUAGCUCGAGGAAUUGCUACUGCAUCUAGUGCUCAUGGAUUGGGAACAGCAGCAUUAUCAGCAAAGGAGCCUGAAGCCCUCCCUUUUUGUGCAAUUACUUAUGCUCUAACUGGUAUAUUUGGCUCAUUAAUUUGUUCAGUUCCAGCAGUCAGGUACAGCCUGCUUCUCAUAGCAGGAUAAAGUUAUUUGCUAGUUUCAACAAUUAUAUUUGGGCCAUCAAUAUGAGUACUCUUACCCUCAAAUAGUUUUUCAAAUUUUGGGAAAGAUUUGUUUUCUAUCAUAUAGCCCCCCACUAGCUUGCUGUACAGACUCUGUAUCUUCACUCUAGGGCUCUAGGCCCAUCCAUGUAAACAAUAUUACUGUUCUCUAGCAAAAUAUUGUGAUUUUAUAUUGAUCACAAAGCAACUUUUUGGUUAUUUCAAAGGGAGAUUCUUUAUACAGAAACUUGCUGGUCUAUUUUCCUUUUUCUUUCGAGGUUGCAGUAAAAUAAUAUGGAAAUAUCAGAAAGAAAGUUACAGAAUAUCUAAUUCAAAUUCAGGAA
Messenger RNA from Telopea speciosissima, 1950 nucleotides. Its product is annotated as plastidal glycolate/glycerate translocator 1, chloroplastic-like. The coding region runs from base 78 to 1589 and encodes 503 amino acids. The record is from RefSeq and is a predicted model, not a curated record. The transcript has 8 exons. Lineage: Eukaryota; Viridiplantae; Streptophyta; Magnoliopsida; Proteales; Proteaceae.